CCACUGCCUGCAAUGAGAAAGUCAGUGAGUUAGGUAACUUUGUUGGUUGGACUCGUGCAUUUAUUUGGUGUGAAUCAACUUGUAGGAUACAGCAGCUAGGAAAAUAGAAACACCUCUCUCUCCUCCUCCCCAGCAAAUGAUGCCUAUGAGACAAAGUCCAAAGGGGACCAAAGUAAACUGCUUCUGGAGAGAGUAAGGUGCUUCUGUGUUAUAGUUGCACAGUCUGUUCACUGCACGAGGGCACUUGGCCAUAGGCCCAGGUGAGCAGGAUGAAAAUCUUGCUUAUACUCAAUGCCAAGCCACAUACAAAGGCCUCCCCAGAGAAAUUGUGGGGCCAUUAUGGACAGACAUGGGAAAAUUCUGGAAGUGUAGCAUGCGUGGGAUUAUUUUCAGGAUCCGAGGUCUGUAGUGAUUUUGCUUCCUGUGAUUAUGGACUGAGAUGUCCUAAUAGGACCAGAGAUACACAUUGUGAGAGGCAUGGGAAAUGGCGUGAAUCACUAAUUGUCUGCAUAUGUGUUUCCUCCAAGGCUCUUCUUUAACUCUGCUGCAUAAGAGAUGUUCAAUCCAACGGGAGAAUCAGGGCUUUUUCUGGAGAAGGCGGCCACUUUGGCUUCGGGACAUGUACAGACCUCUCAAUGCCACACGGAAGAAAAACAUGGCACAGAAGCUACACGACAGGGAUUCUUCUGAUGAGGAUGAGAUUUUCAACAAGGAACCAGGAGAGAAAGGUGGUGCCCCAGUAGAGAAGCCUCGGGCUGCAGAUUCAGCUGCUGAAGACCUGGGUGAGGAGAGCGACAGUGAACUCCGCACCGUCAUCGUCCUCAAGUGACUUUGUCCUGCCUCAGGCUGUCUAUAAAGUUUAUUUUUAUUAAAAAAUUUUUUAUU
Molecule: messenger RNA, 885 nt
Organism: Canis lupus familiaris (dog)
Lineage: Eukaryota; Metazoa; Chordata; Mammalia; Carnivora; Canidae
Product: leucine-rich repeat-containing protein 37A2-like
Exons: 3
Coding region: 512-829 (105 amino acids)
Source: RefSeq, a predicted model, not a curated record